CCCACUGAAGAAAACUACGGCGACAACUUCCGUUCUAAAGACAGCUAUUUCCGUGUUUGAGCUGACGCGUCGUUAGCGUUUUUCAAACCAGUUCUGCUCUUACGUGUCAGUCUUCUUUCACCGUAGAGCAAGAGACGGGUCGGUAACUUAGGAACAAUGGCACCUAAAGGUAGCAGCAAACAGCAAUCCGAGGAAGACCUUCUCCUCCAGGACUUCAGCCGGAACCUGUCUGCAAAGUCCUCCGCGCUUUUCUACGGCAACGCACUCAUUGUGUCCGCAAUUCCCAUUUGGCUGUUCUGGAGAAUCUGGCACAUGGACCUGGUCCAGUCAGCGGUCCUGUAUGGAGUCAUGACGCUGGUCAGCACCUACCUCGUGGCCUUCGCUUACAAAAACGUCAAGUUUGUCCUCAAACACAAAGUUGCCCAGAAGCGAGAGGAUGCUGUCUCCAAGGAGGUGACAAGGAAACUCUCUGAGGCUGACAAUCGCAAGAUGUCUCGCAAGGAGAAGGAUGAGAGGAUCCUGUGGAAAAAGAACGAGGUAGCUGAUUAUGAGGCAACCACUUUCUCCAUCUUCUAUAACAACACUCUGUUCCUGGUCCUCGUCAUCAUCGCCUCCUUCUUCCUGCUGAAGAACUUCAACCCCACCGUUAACUACAUCCUGUCCAUCAGUGCCUCAUCUGGCCUCAUCGCCCUGCUGUCCACUGGAUCCAAGUAAAGGAGGAAAGAAAGAAAGAAAUGAACAACUGAGAAGAGGGUUUGGGUCAGGGUGGGCUGGGGUGAAGCUAGGAUGAGGGAAUGGGGUUUGGGUCAGGGUGGGCUGGGGUGACGCUAGGGGAGGGAAUGGGGUUUGGGUCAGGGAGGGAAUGGGGUUUGGGUCAGGGAGGGCUGGGGUGACGCUAGGAUGAGGGAAUGGGGUUUGGGUCAGGGAGGGCUGGGGUGACGCUAGGAUGAGGGAAUGGGGUUUGGGUCAGGGAGGGCUGGGGUGAAGCUAGGAGGAGGGAAUGGGGUUUGGGUCAGGGAGGGCUGGGGUGAAGCUAGGAGGAGGGAAUGGGGUUUGGGUCAGGGAAGGCUGGGGUGAAGCUAGGAGGAGGGAAUGGGGUUUGGGUCAGGGAAGGCUGGGGUGAAGCUAGGAGGAGGGAAUGGGGUUUGGGUCAGGGAGGGCUGGGGUGAAGCUAGGAGGGUGAAUGGGGUUUGGGUCAGGAGGGGCUGGGUGAAGCUUGGAUAUUUUUUGUAAUGAUAGAGAGAGGGAGAAUUAAAAUAAUAAUUGUAUCAUUUCAGCUGUAAGUCUUCAUGAAAUUCAUGAUCAAAUGUCUGGAGGUCACUCCAGGUCACUCUGUCCUUCACAUUUUGUACUAAUUAAAGUGGCCAGAUCAAGAA
Molecule: messenger RNA, 1376 nt
Organism: Salmo salar (Atlantic salmon)
Lineage: Eukaryota; Metazoa; Chordata; Actinopteri; Salmoniformes; Salmonidae
Product: translocon-associated protein subunit gamma
Biological process (GO): SRP-dependent cotranslational protein targeting to membrane
Cellular component (GO): endoplasmic reticulum; membrane
Source: RefSeq, a predicted model, not a curated record